AUGGAUAACACACUUCCAAUGUGCUUGACAAUUAUCGCAUUGGAAGAGCUAAAGAGACUUCUUACACCAAUUGAGAGAUUGCCUCUAAGGUUAGGUGGAGAAUCUGGUAGCGAAUACAUAAACAGACUACUACAUGCUCAUCCUGAUUUAUGCAAAGAACAAUUGAGAUUAGAUAGAAACAUAUUUGUGGAUCUUGUUACUUGCAUGAAAGAUAAAAAUUUAUUAUCGGAUGGUCGUUACAUAUCUGUGGCUGAGCAAUUAGGAAUAUUUUUAUAUAUCAUGGCUAAAGGCAGUUCUUAUCGUGAUGCUGCCGGUCGAUUUCAGCACUCUAUUGCAACAAUUGGGUUGUACUUUAAACAAGUACUGGAAGCAAUGGUUCAUUUGUCUACCGAGAUCAUAAGACCAUACCAAAGUUUGACCGUGGUGCCAAAAAAAAUAGGUGACAACACAAAAUAUUGGCCAUAUUUCAAGGAUUGUGUUGGAGCAUUGGGUGGGACUCAUAUAAAUGCAGUUGUAAGCGAUGAUGAUGGUGUGGCACAUCUAGGGCGUAAAGGAAAAAAAACAUGGAAUGUUUUGGCUGCCUGUUCCUUUGAUAGGCUUUUCACGUUUAUCAACGUUGGAUUUGAAGGUAGUGCUCAUGAUAUCACUGUAUGGAACCAUUGCUUAACUGUUCCAGAAUUUCGAUUUCCCCAUCCACCUCCAGGAAAAUAUUAUCUAGUAGAUUCUGGAUAUCCGAAUACCGUUGGAUAUUUGAGUCCAAUAAAAGAAAAAGAUAUUAGAACCCAUUUGCCUGAAUUUCGAAAUGGUCCACCACCACAAGGCAUGCUUGAACUUUUUAAUUAUCUUCAUUCUUCACUUCGAACAACGAUCGAGAGAUGUUUUGGACAAUUAAAAGGUCGAUGGAAAAUAUUGACAAUGAUGCCACAAAUGGACACUAAACAUCAAUUGGAUUUGGAGUCUGAAGACGGCGGUGAUCGUGUGAAUUAUAGUGUGAAUUUUGUCAUGGACACGUUAUUUCCAACGCCUAAUGAUGCAGUUAAAUGGGCGGAUGUUGUUUCCAUCAAUCUGGGAUUUAUUUUGGUUAAAUUGUCUACAAAACCAGAGAUGGUCGACUAUAUCGAUAUUUGA
Molecule: messenger RNA, 1128 nt
Organism: Chenopodium quinoa (quinoa)
Lineage: Eukaryota; Viridiplantae; Streptophyta; Magnoliopsida; Caryophyllales; Amaranthaceae
Exons: 4
Coding region: 1-1128 (375 amino acids)
Source: RefSeq, a predicted model, not a curated record